Messenger RNA from Gongylonema pulchrum, 639 nucleotides. The record is from the annotation of a GenBank genome assembly. Lineage: Eukaryota; Metazoa; Nematoda; Chromadorea; Rhabditida; Gongylonematidae.
UUGCUUCAGAUCUGCCAAUUAUCCUUCCUACACAGCACUGCUCUGGAGGCUAUUGGGCAGCAGAAGCGACACAGCUCGAUCUUUUUCUCAUUACCGCCCGGAUCAUAUCCAUCGCCUGCGAUCGCUUCCAUUGAGAAUAUCUUGUGGAAAGGGAAACAGUGUUCUCUGUUCGCGAAUUUGUUUGAGCGAGCAGUUCUUGGCGGCUUAGUUGCCGUAUCAACACAGCAUCCUGGACUUUAUCUUCAAGCAGCAGCUUAUUACUAUCGACAGGCGAACGAAGCCAUUGCAGUACAGAAAGCAUCACCAUAUCUGGCUGGAUUAUCAUAUCCCACUCCUGACCCAUUGACCUCAGCAACUCCCACAUUUUACGGCCAGCGGCCUUGGCGAGCUUCUGCUGAAGGCAUCGAUAACUAUGUCGAUGAUGAAACCGAAAAAAACGCUUGUACUGCAUUGGAAUUAAGCUGUCAUCCGAAUCACGAGCGAUGCAUUGCGUUGCUUUCUUCGGCAAUGUUGCAAUUUAAGAAAUACAAAUGUCAGCGCAUGCAGCGUUAUAUGAUGCUGUUGCUCUCCGAUGAAUACUGCGCCAUGGGUCAGAAUGUCAAAGCGUUGCAGGUAUGGCUACGUAUACAAAUACAGUAA